CCCCCUAUCCCCCCCUAUUCGCUUUUAAAGGUUUAUACAGUGGAUAUUAGUAUUUCCCUCCGUAGGGGGCGCAUUUAACCCCUCAUUGGUCUGCUUUUUCACGUUUUUCUUCUUCUUCUUCCUCUCUGCCUGCCUGACAUUUCCCACCCCGCAGCUGCAUAGUUUCAUCCCAGAUGCACGUCCCAGCAAUGAAGUUAUGUACGUGGGGCGUGCUUUAAUUUCGUUAUGCCUAGUGAUUUCCAGAGCCAGGCUUUAAAAUGGCGGCAUUCAUUCUACACCCAUGCUAAAGCCUCACCCAGCACUCUUGUCUGUCUCGCUUAGUGCUGCUUCUGCUUUUUGUUUUUUUCCCCCCCACCAUAUGGCAUUGUGCAGCUGAGGGUCGGGUCUUCUGGGGGUUGCUGGAUCAGCAGAGAAGCAUAAGGUUGCUGAAACGUGCCUUUUUUUCCGAAGCUAACGCUGCUUGGAUUUCUGUCUAGUGCUGCCUCUCUCUUUUCCCCCCUUUUUUUUUCUUUUUUUGUGUUUUUUUUUUUUUUCCUUUUAUUUUUUUUUUUAUUUGCCGUUGCUUGCAGGCCAAAUUCAUACGGCAUUUAGUCUACUCUUCAAUUUUUCAGCACUCAAAAAAAUAUAUAGAGAUAUAUAUAUAUAUAUAUAUAUAUAUAUAAAAUUUUCAAUCCGCUGCACGCCUGUGCCCAUCCUUACCACCAUUUUAUUCAGCAAAAAACUAAGGAAAAAACGGAAAUUUUGACAAUAGCUGAAGCGACUUCACAACCAUAACUGCAACCAUUACGUUGAGAGCACAGAAUUGUUUUCAAGGUUUGCAUAGGCUACUUAACCCUUUCCCCACCCGCAAGUCCAGAAGUGGCAUAAAGCCGACACAUUCAGACUUUGACAUUUGCACUUUUAAAGAGCUGGCCUCUAGUUAGAUUUAUUUUUAUUUUCAAUUUAUCUGAUAAAACUUCUAUUUUAUGGUUGGAUUUUUAUGUUUUAUUCGUGUCUCUAAAACAGAUACAAAUUGACUUUAAGAAAUAAAAAGAAGAAAAAUAAAAAAAAAGAAGAAAAAAAUAAACCUUAAGUGCUGACAGUUUUUUUUAACCAAAGUGAUAAAAUAGUUCUUUUAUUCAUUUAAACUUGAAUUCCACUUUCCCCCAUCCCCUUGUGAUAAGAAGACGAUUGUAGUACGGACGUAGGUGUUUGCUUAGGCCUGGACAUCCUGUCUUUAAUAUGGCUGUGAACGUUUCCUUGAUGCGUGACACAAAAUGGCUGACGCUGGAAGUAUGUCGUGAAUUCCAGAGGGGCACUUGUUCAAGGUCUGAUGCAGAGUGCAAGUUUGCACAUCCGUCACGGAGUUGCCAUGUGGAAAACGGGAGAGUUAUUGCCUGCUUUGAUUCAUUGAAGGGUCGGUGUACGAGAGAAAACUGUAAAUAUCUGCAUCCUCCCCCGCACUUAAAAACCCAGCUAGAAAUUAAUGGACGGAAUAACCUAAUACAGCAAAAGACAGCAGCCGCAAUGCUUGCACAGCAGAUGCAGUUCAUGCUCCCCGGCACCCAACUACAGCCAAUCCAAUUUGCAUUACAUGAUAUGCAUAAUGAGAGUUCAGAUGCUAGGACCUCUGGGAUCCACACCUAUCUUGAAAACGAAGACCCCCCCCCUUCUGCCGCCCCAUCCAACCGGCUUACUUCCUGGCAGUUUUACGCACCUUGGGGGAAAUUUAUCAACAUGACCACAUUCCCUGUGACUCCAUCACUUGCAACAAGCCCAUCCAUGGCUUUUAGUCCCUACUUGAGUCAUGUCUCCCCAGGCAUGGGUCUUGUUCCUGCAGAGCUUCUACCAAAUACCCCUGUCCUGGUUUCUGGAAAUCCAGCUGUUACAGUACCUGGUGGCUCUGCUGGUCAGAAACUGGUGCGCACAGACAAACUGGAGGUUUGCAGAGAAUUCCAGCGUGGUAACUGCACCCGCGGUGAGAACGACUGUCGCUACGCGCAUCCGAUAGAUAUUGCCAUGAUUGACACCAAUGAGAACACUGUAACUGUUUGCAUGGAUUACAUCAAAGGCCGAUGCUCUAGGGAGAAAUGCAAGUACUUUCACCCCCCGGCACACCUGCAAGCCAAAAUAAAGGCAGCUCAGCACCAGGUGAACCAAACAACCGCAGCUGCUAUGACUCAGCCAGCUGUCACAUCACUGAAGCGUCCCCUCAAGGCCACCCUUGACCUGGCGCUGCAGCCUGGAGCACUUCAACCUUUACCAAAGAGGCCAGCACUUGAAAAAAGCAAUGGGGCCACCACGGUGUUCAACCCCAGUGUUUUCCACUACCAACAGGCUCUAGCAAAUAUGCAGUUACAGCAACCUGCAUUCAUCCCAACAGUAGGCCAUGUUGAAAUUCUGAACCGCAGAAUUGUGGAGUACCAGAAUUUAUCCGUGGGAAGUUACACAUGGCCUUUCUGUAAAUAUCCAUUACUGGCAUCCUCUACCACCAUGACAGUAAGCCUGCUGCAGUCUACAUGUUAACCAAAAAAAAAAGAGAAAAAAAAUAUGGGAAUGUCUGAAAACAGCACUAUGGAAAAAAAUACAUUAAAGUCAACCUUGCUCUCUGAAAGCGGUUAUACACGUAGGAUACUAUACUAGACUUUUGUAACACAUUUACUUUUAACACAUGUAAUCAUUCUGCGUGUACCAUGUUAGAUGAGUGCACCAUGCGGAAGCUUGUUUUGCUGCAUAUUAUUGGUGGAUUCACAUUUUAAAGUGUUAUCUUAACUGUUUUGUUUACAUUGUAGUCGAUUUUUGUUUUUCAUUUUUAUGUGUGUAUCAUUAUCAUAAGUAUACUCAAGACCAUCUUUUGCAUUGUGAUUAAUUAUUACAUGCAUCGUUGUUUUGUCAUAUUCUUAGUAUUAUGCCAAACAGGGACAAAGUGGUUCUGAAAGAAGGUCUAAAUAUUCCUUAAAAAAUGGGUACCAAAUAUUGUAUUCUCAAUUUUCAACCAAUAUUGUUAAUUCCUUUGUCCAAAACCAAAAAAUUACAGGAGUAUACGGUGCUUCCAAAGACGCACUGCCAUCUAAAAAGCGUCCUCAUUCAGGAAAUAUCACCGACUAUUUAAACCAAUGAAUAAUUUUUAAUUAUUUAAAAUAAGAAACUUGAGGUUUUAAGAAAUGUAACUUAAAAAGGUUUACUGCAUUCAAUAAUGUAUGCACCUUCCUGCAACUUUUACUUAAUGCAUUGUUUUAUGUCUCUGACUAACAUACAGUCCUGUUAUAUUAGCCAACUAUUUAAAUAUUGUUCGCACCCAAAUUAUACAUCUCAAUGCCACAGCAAGGUGACAUGUUCAAGCUUCUUCUGCUUCAAGUUGGCCUUCUGCCUGAAAAUAUUUACCCUUCAUUAUUCCCGUUGGGGUUUCAUCUCUAGAUGCAGCCAACGAUACACAAUAAAUUGCUAUGAUCAGGUCCUCCUUAUUCUGCCACGGUAAUCUAAUGUGUUUAGGGGGGACACCAGCCACAUGGCAUCUGUCAUGUUAUUGUUUUAUUUCAAGUGGCCAUUAACUCUACCUGCUUCCAUCGCAAUUGAUUUGUAUGUUCGACUGAACCGAAGGUUGAUGCUUAUGGAAGUUCCUUGCUGUUAAAUGCCGUCUGGGGCUAAGCAAGUGAAAAACAAACAUAUCCUCAAAGUUUAGAAGGAGUCAGAAAUAAAAAAUAAUGCAUUAUACAGUAGCAGUAAGGGCAGAAAAAUAAACUUAAAGGAGAUAUCCAGUGGUGAAAAAUGUAUCCCCUAUCCUAAGGAUAGGGGAUAAGUUUCAGACCGCUGAGGCCCUCUGCGAUCUCCUGUAUGGGGCCCCGACAUCCCGCAGGAAGGGGGCAUGUUGACCACCACACGAAGCGGCGGCUGACACGCCCCCUCAAUACAAGUCUAUGGCAGAGCCGGAGCGCUGCCUUCGGCAAUCUCCGGCUCUGCCAUAGCGAUGUAUUGAGGGGGCGUGUUGGCCGCCGCUUCGUACUGUGGUCAACACAUGCUAUCUGCCCAGCGAGCCGAGGCCCCGUACAGAGAGAUCGCGGGGGGGCCCCAGCGGUCGGACCCCCCGCGAUCUGAAACUUUCCCCUAUCCUUAGGAUAGGGGAUAAGUUUUUCACCACUGGAUAUCUCCUUUAAGCCAAUUCUGAGUAGAAACCUUUACCUUCUUUAAAGGCAUCAACACUGAAUAAGCCUGCAUGUGAUAUUAACAAUUUUACCUAUAUGUGGUGAUAUUACCUUACAGAAAAUAGAUUUAGCUGUAUGCAUUCAUCCCAGUACUUAAAUAUUUCUAUCUGUAAUAUUUUGUUGUGACUGUGUCUUAGCCCACUAGCACAGUCAGUUUAGCACUUAUUAUUUAUAGCCCUCACCCUUAGGUGUGGAAAAAGAGUGGGCAAGCCUAUCAAACUAAACUGUUGUCAAUGUCGUACGGACAGGUAGAAUAAUUAUGUACCUUGGCUUUUGUACAUAUGAGCAUGGGCCUGGUCCAACCAUAUCUGAAAGUCCAGCUGACCUAUAAUGGUGAGAGAACAAUCGUUUAUGAUAUAGCUUUAAGAAACGGGGGUUACAAAAACAGACGAGUUGCACUUGAUUUUUGAGCAGUGGAUCUCUAACCACUUUGGUUCCUGUUUUCCAGAAUACUGCCACAAUUAAUGUAAUAUGUGGACUAACAUGAGUGUUUUUAAUUUUUAUUUUUUUUUCUGUUGAAAACAAUUUGCGUUACCUGAAUGAAUUUUGCACAGUGCGUGCCAGUGCCUCAAUGGUGAGAGAUGUGACUGAACCAGAUCUGAUAUAUUCACAUGGUAUAUGGCUUUAUGGAUUUAAAAGUAAUGAUGGAACUUUCAGUGCUAAAUAGUUUCUUUCUUUCUUUUUUUAUUUUGUAUAUUCUGACACCUUAUUGUAAUCCUUUUUUUAUGUAUAAAUAUAUACAUAUAUUUUUAAACAUCUGAGAGAUGUAUAUAGAAUGUAAACAUAGGGGGUUUAUUCUUAAAAUCCUUUCGAGGGUCCUUUUAACCACCUGCAGUGAAUGGUAGAAUUUGAUUGUUAAAGGUUCAUUGAUCUUUUUGCUUAGUGAACAAACGGCUUCAAUAGCUAAUAUUUGUAAUCUGCUAUCACCCCUUUUUUAACAUUUAGCCUCCCAAAACUGUCAUCAACAUUUGGUUUCCAGUAUUAUCUAUUACAACCUGUUGUAAAAUGUUUAAUCUUGCAUCUUAGAUAAAUGCCUUUAAUUUAAAGGGGUAUUCCCAUCUCCAAAUGUUAUGCCCUAGCAACAGGAUAUUACAAGCUGAUUGAUGCUGAUCCUGAUUGAUUCUCAUAGAGAAUAAAUAGAACACCGAGCAUGAACAUGCAAUAUGCUUAAGUAGACAUCUCAGAAAUUGGACCCCCCACCCCCACCCCAUUGAUCAGUUUGAUAUCCCCUAUACUUUGGACAGGGGAUAACGUUUACAGAUUAGAAUACCUCCUUAAAUCAUAAUAUGUAAAAGCCAUAUUUGAAAUCUUGUAUCAAAUAUAUCAGUGUGAUAAGAACAUGCACCAUAGUUUACAAUAUCAAUAAUACUGAACCAUUAACCCAAACGCCAAUCCGCCAUGCAAAGGUAUCAACUGUAGGCCAGUUGCAUGCAUCGAAAUAAUGGCAUAUAGGUUAUUGCUGGUAGAAAUUACAAUUCACCCAUUGUAUGACAUUGCCAUCAAUAGAUUCCUUUAGUCACUCCAACUAAUGAUUGUAGUUAUAGGUUUGACAACAUGGCGCAAUCCACUAUAAUGUUGUAUAAUAGUUUGAGGCCAAUUAUUUUUUUUUGUUCCAUGAUACACAAUAAUGGCUAUUAUGCCACUUUCGAAAACUUUAAGGGGGUUACACACUUUUGUCCAUUUUCACCCUCAUUGAAUAAGUCUAACAUGUGCCAACCAUAUGGCUGCAGUGGAGACCCUGGAAAUUGUAAUCCACUUUACAAUUGGGUAGUUACUAGUCCUGGACAGAGCUUCAUCUCCAGAAAAACACCAGAACCUUCUAACAUGGUUGGUACGACCUAUCACCAUAGCAGGUCACCCUAUUUUCCAUAUAUUGAACUGUUUUGCAUCGCAGGUAUCUCAGUACUUUCCUAGAAAAAAUUAUAUUCUAUAUGAAGAUCCAUACAUAACUAUGUAGAAUGCAUGCAAGGAAGACAAGAUUGACAACCUUGGCUAUGAGGGUGUAAGCGGCCAACAGUAAAUAACCUUUUUAAAUGAUGUUACAUUAUUGUACUAGGACUGAGAUGAUGGGUAAAGGUUAACAUAGUUGUAAAGAUUAAUAAGAUUGUUCAUGAUAUAAACAAUCCAAUAAUCAUUAACCACAGAGAUGUUCAUCCAUCCACCAUACAACUUUUCUGCUACAAUUGCACUACCAGUUGAUUUUUUGCUAGAACAAGAUUUUGAUUUUUUUUCCCAAAUAAUAGCAUGGAACACAUCUGGAGAUUGUUACUUUAGCAGCCAAAUCACAAUCUGCAAAAUAAUCUAUACAUCUAUGGCCACCUUUGGCCUACAAUCCUAUAUAGUUAUUUCAAUGAAGGACAUUUCAAAAAUAAAUACUAGAUACAUUGGUCUAAAGUAAAAUCACUUAUACAUUGUAGAACAAUAUGAAGAAAGUUAUUAUUAUUAUUUUAUUUUUAUUUUUUAUCCUCAAAUUGGUAAAAGUACAAUUGUAAAAACUGAAAUGCCAUUGUUCACCUAAAAAAGGUAAAAUGUUUUCCUUGGCCAAUACCUAAAGGGGUUCUCCACUUUGGACAAUGCUUUUUUGUUAGAAGUUUUCCUGUGCAAUAAGCAGGUCACCGGAUGUCCUUCAACUAAAACUACCAACGUUCAUAAAUCUUCUGUAAGGAGACCCGGUAGCAAAGACACUCUGUAAAGCUACAGCUCACUUUGGCUGACAGAUGAAGGCCCUCCAAUAGGGUAUUUGAAAAUGGAUUUUCCAAACCAGUGAACCCUUUUAAGAAUGAGUUAUAUUUACAAAUAAGAUAAUUCUUGUUCUAUAGGUCUCUCUAAAUGUAUAAUAUUGCGGUAGCACUAAAAUAUGUGUUGUGCAAUGGCUCACUUCUGUGUUCUUAGAAAAAAAUGUCAGCAGACUCUAAAUGUCCUAAAAAUGCCCCCCCCCCCUUUUUUCUUUUUAUAGUCGCUCACUAUUAGUGACUCUAAACAAACUCAUAGGUUUUAAUACAGAGCAAGGAAAUAAAAACCCCAAUGUUUCCCAUCACCUCCAAAUAAGGCAGGCAGCCAUUUUUGGGGUCUAAAAGAAUAAACCUUGACAAUUGAGUGUGUGAGUUCAUUAAGAACUAGUAACAUCACUGGAGUGCCUUAUUUCUCAGUGUUGUCACCCGUUCCUAGUGAUGUGAUGUGGUGAUGUGCUUUUUUUUUUAUGUUGUUUUAGACUACAAAAUGGCCGCCUACACUAUGAGGAGAUGACAGGGUUCUCUAUAAAAACCUAUGUUCUAUGUUUUUCUUUUCCUUUUAUUUAUCCAAAGCUAUUUCUGUUAGUCCAUUUCAAUCAGCCUUAUGCAAAUAAUAUGCAACAAUGCUGAAACUUGGAUGUAACGGGUCUAUAGGAGGGAAAGUUUUAUAUGCUUAACGUGUUAGGCUCUUAAACAUUAGAUUCUUUCUUUUGAAUGAUAAUGUAGGUAGAUGUAAGGGAGUGAAUGAAAAAAAAUAUAUAUAAAAUAAAAAAAAAAUAAGUACAGUGUUUUUUAUUUGUGAAAUAUGAUUUCAUAAUCAGCCAUGUUAUUCAUUUUUUUUAGUUUGUAAAUUGAUUUUUACUUGCACCAAUAUUUUAGUAUAGACGUUAAGAAAAAAAUAUACUAGUGUAAAGACAAAAUAAGAAACUGGAGUCUUUAAAAAAAAUUCCUUACUAAUUUUUUUUUCUAGGAUUUAUAAAAUGUUAAUAGUGAACUUGCGGGAUAAUUUCAGUUUUCUUUCUAAGGGGUUUUUAGCGUGUUCUGCGCUUUGUUUUUGAAGUGUUAUAUAAUAUAUAUUUUGGUUUCCUGGAUUUUUGUUUCUGUUAUUACAGUUACAAUUUAGUCCGUUGAUAUGACUGACUUUUCUGUCUUAAUCAUGUGAUGUCUUAAAGGGAUCACAGUAAUAACUUCUAUUGAUAAAUGUAUCCAACUCAUUUGUAAAGUUCUUUUUUUGCAGUCACUUAAUAGGAUGCACUUGGUUAUUACCUCAAUGUUACAUGUGAGCAGGAGUUGUCCUCCAAAAUUCAGAUUCUAUUGUCAAUCAAUUUAUGACCCUUGCCCAUUGCAUUUAUUCAGCUUUAUACAUUAUAGUGUAUAAAUAAAGCUGUUCAUACUUAUACCAUACCAUUACCCCCCCCCCCCCCCCCAUUUACACCUCAUCCCACAUUAAUAUGCCAUUAGCCAAUAUGUUCAUGCUCCUCCUUAUAAAUCAGCACUCUUGGCACUGCUGACUGGGGAAGGAGAACACAUGUAGCCAUUUAGGAACUGAAACAAGUCCGAUCUCAACCCUCCACCUACUCAUAAUAUCCAAUAAUUAUUUUUGCACUACUUUCUUAAAAUACACUGUAUCACAUUUUAAGGCAUAAUUUCAAUCUCUUCAGUCUUUUCAUUACUAAAAAAUGAUCUAAAGAGACAUAUAGACAAUGUUAAACCAUCACAAUGAAUUGCAGACGUAAAGUCCCAAUGCACAAGAUAAUCAAGAUCAUUUUGCUGUGUAUGGAGGCCUCUUGACUCUCCACCAACAGAUAAUAUCAAGGAGAGAAGGAUUAGGGAUGUUUCAACAACCUGAUGCUUUUUGUUUUAAAGGAGAUAAACCACCAUGAGAGUUGUCUGAUAGGAAAUAAACUCCCAUUCACAACACGAGAACUUUCAGCUGAUCUGAACAUUCACGUGUAUGGGGAAAAGUUAGCUAUGAAUCAAAUGAAAGUUUGGAUGGGCACCUUAAUGGCGACCAUACAAAGAGUGGUGGGAUCGGCCAAUCAUUUAGAUUUUAUCUAGAUUUUUGGAUUCCUAUAGGAAAAUUGUCAGCUACUUCUCACCAUUGAAAUAAACAUGCAUGUUAGAGGACAUAUCUGUUCUUCAAUAGAAAAUAAGAUGACAGCUAUAUAUGUCCAAUUUAGCAAAAGAAAAUUAUAAGCCUUUUAUCCCAUUCAUUUUAUUGGUACCCAUCAAUGAUUUCAUGGCCCUUCUGAAUAUGGAAAUAAUCUGCUUUUGAAAGUCUUUUGAAGUUGUGCACUACUAAAUUGAAUUAAUUUAAAAAAGUUUUGGUCUUUUUGAUCAGUUCCAUGUCCGGCCCAAGAGUACUAACGUGCCACUCACUAGGAAGCCUCGAAUCACCUUAUAUCUUCCUAAUGCUAGACAAGUCAGUGUUUCCAAACAAUAGUACAUAAACCCUCAAGGAAACCAAGAGAUAUUUUAAAAACAUUAAAAACAAAAGCCCAUGACAUCCAGCACGAUAUAUGGGAGAGAAAUCUAUUUAUAGAGUUGCUUUAUCAGUUGAAAGAUGGCGUCGUUACAGUCUGCGUUCACUUUAAAAUUUUCAAAUAAGCUGUACCCUUACAUCGGCGCAGGCUGUGGCGGCCAUGUCGUAAAACUUCUAUGAUUUCAGUGUAAAUAUACAAACAUAUUAAGUAUACAAAUACAUUACUGUUGGUCAUUAAACAUAACCAAUCAUAGCACAUACAUUCUCAAAAAAUUUCUAUUUCAUCAUAUUUAGCUUGAGAUAUUUUAGUAACUAAUAAAUUUUGAAGGAGAGACUUUAGGUGACAUUUUAAUACAUAUAUACCAUAAUUUACUUAGUUCUAGUACUACAGUCUCCAUAAUGAAGCAUGAUGAAGAUUAUAUUUGCUUUAUAGCAUCAUAUACAGAAUACAAGAAUAUUUGGAUGUAAAUGCCUACAAUGAUAGAUUCAUUGUUGUGUUAUUUUAUUAAGUUGCAAUGGCAACAAAAGACUACAACAUGGCUACCUUCUGUACACAUUGUAAAAUUUUCACAUGUAAAAUACGGACAGUGUAUUAGUAUGAGCUUGUUAAUAAUACAGUUCAUCACCAUCAAAGAAACUAUUUACUUUACAAAUCCAGUUCCAUCUGCAAGUUUGUGCCACUGUAGACCUAGGCAUCUGUAUAACCAGCUUUUUCUGAAUAUUUGAUACACCCUGUACCCGAAUUGAAGAUCCCAAUAUGCCUUAGUGAUCAACAGCCAGCAUUGUGACUUUUUUCAUCUCCUGAAGGCUGCAAUGGAUAGUUCCACAAUGGGGUUCCCCAUUUCCCAUGAUAAUAGAAGGAAACAAUUCAAUCUUUUUGGGUGGAACAUAAAGGAACUGUCUACUUUGGACAACUGUUCUCUAAGUUUUCUGUGAUUGGAGUCUGAAGUUGUUGAAGAGGAAUCUUAAAUUAAAGGGAACCAAUCAUCAGAUUUUACCCUAUAUAAUGCUUUUGCAAAGCGUUUUAUAGGGUAAAAUCUUUAUCCUCACCAUCCCCGGUGGACGCUCCUGCCCCCAGGGAUGGUAACUUAUCAACUAGUCCCCGCUUUGCCAGUAAGUAGUCCCUUCUCCUGUCACCUAGUCCCGUGUCUUCGGCCAGCAGCAACGCCCCCUCCGCUUGAUUGACAGGCCAUGUCAACGCUCUGCUCCAUCUGUUCAGUGAGCAGAGCGAUAAUGCGGCCCAUCAAUCAAGCCGAGGGGGCCUCGCUGCUGGCGGAAGACACAGGACUAGAUUAGAGGAGCUCCCCGCCCAGGGGACGGCGGGGACUAGUUUAUAAAUUCAUAUCCUCACCAUCCCCACAGGUAGGAAUGUCUCCUGGGGGUGGUGAGGAUAAAGAUGUUACCCUAUGUAUAAUCUGAUGAUUGGUUCCGUUUAAACUUAAGUGAUAGUCAGAUUUGUCACCAAUGAUCAGAAGAUACUUGUUUUCAGACACCAUGAUGAAAAUCAAAUCCAAUUUUCUUUGGGAAUUGAAUCAAAGUAAUUCCACCAAUAGUAGAUAGAAUGAUGGUGGAUUAUUGGAAAACCCCAUUAUCUACCAUUUCAGGGGCAGAUUCCCAGCCCAUGUGUGAUUUUUGGCCUUAAAGGGGUACUCUGCCCCUAGACAUCUUA
This is a messenger RNA of Hyla sarda, 11064 nucleotides long. It is a transcript of the gene MBNL3, whose product is annotated as muscleblind like splicing regulator 3. The record is from RefSeq and is a predicted model, not a curated record. The transcript is spliced from 9 exons. Bases 1222 to 2505 code for a protein of 427 amino acids. Gene Ontology annotation, molecular function: metal ion binding. NCBI's taxonomy places the organism in Eukaryota, Metazoa, Chordata, Amphibia, Anura, Hylidae.